AUGUCGCCCCAAGUGGCCCAACACGACCCCGCAAUCGAGAACUCCCUCGACGACAUCUUCGGCUCAUCGCCACCCCACGAAAGCACACUUGCAUCAACAAAUCCAAUCACCUCAUCCGAGCCCUCCGACCUCCCCGGUCUCCGCCGCCAACACGUGACAGCAGGCUACCGCGACGGCACAUCCGCCUCAAAGGGCGCGCACGUGCAAGACGGGUUCGACGGAGGUUUCCCCGUCGGCGCGCAGCUGGGUAUGCGCGCUGGUACUAUACUGGGCAUUAUGGAGGGACUGCUACGCGGGUUCGAGGAGCGAAGUGGACCGGGUGUUGUGAAGAAGCCGACUGUGCGGGCCGGCCAUUCUGCUACUGGAUCUGGGCCUACGAAGAGGGAUGACGGUGGUGAUAGUGAGAUUGCGGAGUCACGCCGGCAGAAGAGAGAGCAGAUCCGUGUGCUUUAUGAAACUGCGCUCAAGGAGCUGGAUGUGCAAGCUGUUUUUGCCGGGGCUGAUGGGGCUGGCGCGGAGGUCAACCCGAGGGCCGAGGCCGGGGAGGAAAAGCCGGAGACUCAGCUUGGGCGGAAGGGAGAUGUUGUUGUUUCGAAAUGGGAGGGGAGGGUCGAUGUGCCGAGGUGGGAGGAGAAUAUGGAGGCUUUGGAGAUGAAGGACAAGGAAGAGGGCAAGGGUGAGACCCAGGCUGUGGAGCACAGUUGA
Penicillium robsamsonii is the source of this 705-nucleotide messenger RNA. Its product is annotated as Yae1 family protein. Bases 1 to 705 code for a protein of 234 amino acids. The transcript has a single exon. Lineage: Eukaryota; Fungi; Ascomycota; Eurotiomycetes; Eurotiales; Aspergillaceae. The record is from RefSeq and is a predicted model, not a curated record.